AUGGGUAAACCACCCAGCAGUUGUCACAUUAUUGCUGCUCAGAAAUGUGAGGAUUUGAUGAAUCAACAUCAAUCUAUAGUACAUGCUCUGUUUAAGCAAGAUGAUAAGGCGAAAAAUGAGUAUCGUAUUCGCUUAAAUGCUUCGAUUGAUGCUUCAAGAUUCUUGUUACGACAAGGAUUACCUUUUCGUGGCCAUGGUGAGAAAGAAGAGGAUGCGAACAAAGGAAAUUUUUUGGAGCUUUUGAAAUACACAGGAGAACAGAAUAAGGCUAUAAAGCAGAUGGGUGUUGUUUUUCGGUUUGUUGAUAAAGGUGGAGCAAUCAAAGAACAGUUUAUUGGAGUUGUUCAUGUAAAAGAAACAUCUUCAUUAACUCUGAAGUCUGCUAUAGAUGAAUUGUUUGCUAGAUAUGGGAUGAGCAUUACAAAUGUGUGA
Molecule: messenger RNA, 432 nt
Organism: Brassica oleracea var. oleracea
Lineage: Eukaryota; Viridiplantae; Streptophyta; Magnoliopsida; Brassicales; Brassicaceae
Exons: 2
Coding region: 1-432 (143 amino acids)
Source: RefSeq, a predicted model, not a curated record